Protopterus annectens (West African lungfish) is the source of this 2376-nucleotide messenger RNA. Its product is annotated as guanine nucleotide-binding protein G(t) subunit alpha-1. Gene Ontology annotation, cellular component: heterotrimeric G-protein complex. The coding region runs from base 204 to 1256 and encodes 350 amino acids. The transcript has 9 exons. Gene Ontology annotation, molecular function: GTP binding; GTPase activity; G protein-coupled receptor binding. Gene Ontology annotation, biological process: adenylate cyclase-modulating G protein-coupled receptor signaling pathway. NCBI's taxonomy places the organism in Eukaryota, Metazoa, Chordata, Ceratodontiformes, Protopteridae. The record is from RefSeq and is a predicted model, not a curated record.
UGGCUAAGAUGAGCAGCUGAAUGCCACUUUGACCCAGGUGAGGCACAUAGGUAUCUGCAGAGUCUCAAAUCCCUGGCCACAAAAGGAAAAAAAAAAAUAAUCUUAAAAAUUCUGGCAAGUGGGAACUGAAUACUGUUAAAAAAAGAACAAAUCCCAGUGUGACAAAGCGUUACAGAGAGUGAACCUAUUCCUGCUUCAUCGCAAUGGGUGCCGGAGCUAGUGCUGAAGAAAAGCACUCCAGAGAACUAGAAAAGAAACUCAAGGAAGAUGCAGAGAAGGAUGCCAGGACAGUCAAACUACUUCUGCUUGGUGCUGGGGAAUCAGGCAAAAGUACCAUUGUCAAACAAAUGAAAAUCAUCCACAAAGAUGGUUACUCACGAGAAGAAUGCCUGGAAUUCAUUUCUAUUAUCUAUAGUAAUACACUGCAGUCAAUCCUUGCCAUUGUAAAAGCUAUGAACACCCUGAAUAUCCAGUAUGGAGACCCAGCUAGACAGGAUGAUUCCCGGAAACUUCUGCACCUGGCUGACACAAUAGAAGAAGGCACAAUGCCUAAGGAAAUGUCUGAUAUCAUUCAACGCCUCUGGAAGGACAGCGGCAUCCAGGUUUGCUUUGAUCGGGCUUCUGAAUAUCAGCUGAAUGACUCUGCUGGAUACUAUCUGAAUGACCUGGAACGUCUGGUAACCCCUGGAUUUGUUCCUACUGAACAGGAUGUCUUGCGAUCAAGGGUUAAAACUACCGGUAUUAUCGAAACACAGUUCUCCUUCAAGGAUCUCAAUUUUAGGAUGUUUGAUGUGGGAGGUCAGCGCUCUGAGCGCAAGAAAUGGAUUCACUGCUUUGAAGGUGUGACAUGCAUUAUCUUUAUUGCAGCACUGAGUGCUUAUGACAUGGUUUUGGUGGAAGAUGAUGAAGUGAAUCGGAUGCAUGAAAGUCUGCAUUUGUUCAACAGUAUCUGUAAUCACCGCUAUUUUGCAACAACUUCUAUUGUACUUUUCCUUAACAAAAAAGAUGUAUUCGUAGAGAAGAUUAAGAAGGCACAUCUGAGCAUUUGCUUCCCUGACUAUGAUGGACCAAACACUUAUGAGGAUGCUGGUAAUUACAUCAAGACACAGUUCCUUGAAUUGAACAUGAGAAGAGACAUAAAGGAAAUUUACUCCCAUAUGACAUGUGCCACUGAUACAGAGAAUGUAAAGUUUGUGUUUGAUGCCGUCACAGACAUUAUCAUCAAAGAAAACCUGAAAGACUGUGGUCUUUUCUAAAUCCAACAAAAAUCAUCAGGUCUGUAAGGGAAUGAUCCAUUAUAGGAAUGAUCCAAAUAGGACCCAAUCAAGAAGCCAAGCUGAAGACAAUUCAUGUUUAAUUGAUUUUAUUGUUAUUAACAAGCUCUCUCAAGUAUAUAUUGACUGCUCCUCAAGAAAAUUUAAAGUAGGCAUUAUGGCUACUGGGAGAAAAAAAAGACUUUUUCCUUAACAAGAAGCUCUACAGAAAUAGAACAAUUUUUGUCACAGUGCAGAUGUAAUUAUUAAAUCUAUAUAUUUGUUUAUAUUACGAGUUGCACUGGUAUCUCUCCAUAACGACAAAUACACAUCUGUGUCAAAUGUAAACUUCAUAUUUCAUCUUAUUCCUUGCUGUAAUGAACGCUUGCCAGAUUUACAAUUGAGAUGCAUAAUAUAUUGUUAUGCUUUUAUGCAAAAAAAUGCUUAGCUUAAAAUUUAUUGUGCAAAUCAUGUAAGAUUUUGUGCAGCAGAGUUUGUAGCCAUAGGCCAUCUCUUUAUUUAAUAAUAAUUAAAUAUCUGAAGAUUCAAGUAAAUGUAAGAAGCAAUAGUUCUUUUCCUGUAUUGUAGGAAAUAUGUAAUAUGUCUGUUUCUUGCUGCAUUCACAUGUCACUGGCUCUGUUGCUACACACGUAUUACUAAUGUAUGAAACUAACAUUACUUCAGCAAGACAGCCAGCCUUUAGUUGCAGUCUAGAAAUGUUAAACUUUAUGUGCGAUACCGCCAUAUAUUAGGCAGCCUGUGAACAUCAAAAAUUGUAAUCACAACAUGUCAAAUAAUGCUUAUAUACCAUCUAAACAUGAAGACUGCAAAAUAUAAUUUUCUUUAAUUCGCUGUUUAAUUGUAUAAGUCAUAUAAGACAUUGUGGUACAGCAGAGUUUGUAGCCACAAGCCAUCACUGUGUUUAAUAAGAAUUUCCAAUCACAUAAUUUAUUUGUUUGUUUAUUUAUGUAUUGCUACUUUUUUAAUGAAACAGGUCCAGCUGGGUGAGGCCUCGAACAUGAACUCUACAGAUAAAACAAAUGAAUAGGUUUGUAUUUAAGUAUGAAAAGUGUAUUGUUCAUUAUGUACCACACAUUUUUUGAUGUUAUUUAUAAAAGAUAAA